GAAGAUGACUCUUACCGUUGCUGCUCCCUGCGUCCAAACCGUCACCGAGCCAUCAAAAAUGGAAAUGCAAGCUGAAUCAACGUCUCAUAUAACAAUUCGAUUCACCGAGAUGGUUGGUGAUGCUCAAAAGCCAACGUAUGGUUCAAUUUCAUCUGCCGGAGCCGAUUUGUACAGCGCUGAAGAUGUGGUUGUUCCGGCUAAUGGAAAACUGUGUGUUUCAACAGGACUUCAAAUUGAACUUCCAAUUGGAUACUACGGAAGAGUUGCGCCACGAUCGGGUCUUGCUGCCAAACACUUCAUUGAUGUUGGGGCUGGCGUUAUCGACAGUGAUUAUCGCGGUGAAGUCAAAGUUCUACUCUUCAAUUUCAACACCACAGCUUUUGAGGUGAAAACGGGCGAUCGAAUUGCUAAAUUGAUUUGUGAGCAGAUUGGAAACGGAACAUACGAAGAGGUUAAGAGUUUGCCAUCCACGAAUCGUGGAGCUGGUGGAUUCGGCUCAACUGGAGAAUCUACAAUGAACUCCGAAACGGCUAACCCCGCAACAAAUUUGGAACGAAUUACUGUUCGCUUCACUCAGCUCAACGAGAAUGCUCAAACACCGACAUAUGGGUCUGAAGAAGCAGCUGGAGCCGACUUGUACAGCGCUGAAGACAUAACUGUUCCAGCACAUGGUAAAUGUUGUGUUUCGACAGGAAUCCAAAUGGAAUUGCCAUUCGGAUACUAUGGAAGAGUUGCUCCUCGAUCUGGACUUGCUGCCAAACACUUCAUCGAUGUUGGAGCUGGUGUCAUUGAUAGUGAUUACCGUGGCGAGGUCAAGGUUCUCCUUUUCAACUUCACUGACAAUGCCUUUGAGGUCAAAAAAGGAGAUCGAAUCGCUCAGUUGAUUUGUGAGAAGAUCGGUCACUGUGUCUACGAAGCCGCAAGUGAAUUGGAGAAUACAGACCGUGGAGCUGGUGGCUUUGGAUCGACUGGACAAAAUACGAUGGAAGCGGAACCAGCUUUGAAAAAAUCUAAAACUGAACAAAUUAAAACCUCUGCCACAUCGGUAACAAUCCAAAUCACAAAGAGCAACGAUAACGCUCAGAUGCCAACGUAUGGAUCAGCCGAAGCUGCUGGAGCUGAUUUGUACAGCGCUGAAGAUGUCACAGUUCCAGCCCGUGGGAAGUUGUGUGUCUCGACGGGAAUUCAAAUGGCAUUGCCAAUCGGAUACUAUGGAAGAGUUGCUCCUCGAUCUGGACUGGCUGCCAAGCAUUUCAUCGAUGUUGGAGCAGGUGUCAUCGAUAGCGACUAUCGUGGAGAGGUCAAAGUUCUUCUUUUCAAUUUCGGCGAAAAUGACUUUGAGGUCAAGAAAGGAGAUCGAAUUGCACAGCUGGUCUGCGAACAAAUUGCACUCUGUACUUACUCAAAAGUGGAGAGCCUUGAAGUCACCGAGCGUGGAGCUGGAGGAUUUGGAUCCACGGGGCAGUAUAUAACCCUUUAAAACUAACAAUACAUUAUUGUACUAUUUAUGAUCUCUAAUUUAUCUUAUGUUGCAUAUAAAAUCAUGUCA
Caenorhabditis elegans is the source of this 1549-nucleotide messenger RNA. RefSeq names its product dUTP diphosphatase (gene dut-1). The coding region runs from base 5 to 1480 and encodes 491 amino acids. The transcript has 6 exons. NCBI's taxonomy places the organism in Eukaryota, Metazoa, Nematoda, Chromadorea, Rhabditida, Rhabditidae. The record is from RefSeq and is marked reviewed.